Molecule: messenger RNA, 2729 nt
Organism: Lolium rigidum
Lineage: Eukaryota; Viridiplantae; Streptophyta; Magnoliopsida; Poales; Poaceae
Product: DEAD-box ATP-dependent RNA helicase 3, chloroplastic
Exons: 10
Coding region: 9-2312 (767 amino acids)
Molecular function (GO): ATP binding; RNA binding; helicase activity
Source: RefSeq, a predicted model, not a curated record
CUCCCCCAAUGGCUUCCCUCCUCACGCUCCCGUCCCUCGCCCUCGCCAACCCUAGCGGCAGCGGCGCGCCGGCCCUCCGCCUCCGCGCCGCCUUCCGCUGCUGGGCGCUCGGCCGCCGCUGGGCCGGCGCCGCCGCCGCCAUCGCCUCGCCCAACUCCGUGCUCAGCGAGCACGCCUUCAAGCGCCUCGGCCUCGGCGGCAGCGACGACGAGGAUGAGGAUGAGGACGGGUUCGGGGAGGAGGGCGCCGCGGGGGAGGCGCUGCUGCAGGGGGACGCGGAUGAGCUCGCCAUCUCCAGGCUCGGACUGCCCGACCAGCUCGUCGCCACGCUCGAGAAGCGCGGGAUUACCCACCUCUUCCCCAUCCAGAGGGCUGUGUUGGUUCCAGCACUUGAGGGCCGUGACCUGAUUGCAAGAGCAAAGACUGGAACUGGAAAGACCCUGGCCUUUGGUAUACCCAUGAUCAAGCAGAUAAUUGAGCAGGAUGAAGCGGGGCGCAGUCUUGGGCGAGGUCGUACUCCACGAGCUUUGGUCCUUGCACCCACUAGAGAAUUGGCUAAACAAGUUGAGAAGGAAAUAAUGGAAUCGGCACCAAAGCUUAGUACAGUGUGUGUUUAUGGUGGUGUCUCGUAUAAUACCCAGCAGAAUGCACUCUCCCGUGGUGUUGAUGUUGUCGUAGGAACUCCGGGUCGCCUCAUUGAUUUGAUAAACGGUGGAAGUCUUAAGUUGGGAGAAGUUAGGUACCUGGUCCUUGAUGAGGCUGACCAGAUGCUUGCAGUUGGGUUUGAGGAAGACGUCGAAACAAUAUUGCAACAGGUGCCAGCGGAUCGACAAAGCAUGCUUUUCUCUGCGACCAUGCCUAGUUGGGUGAAGAAAUUGUCCAGGCGGUACUUGAAUAAUCCGUUGACAAUUGAUUUGGUCGGUGAUAGUGAUGAAAAGCUAGCUGAAGGGAUCAAACUCUAUGCUAUCCCACUGACGACGACAUCGAAGCGCACCAUUCUUAGUGAUCUAAUUACGGUAUAUGCAAAGGGUGGGAAAACUAUUGUUUUCACUCGGACGAAACGCGAUGCAGAUGAGGUAUCAUUGGCAUUGACAAGCAGUAUUGCUUCUGAGGCACUUCACGGUGAUAUUUCACAACAUCAGCGUGAGAGGACAUUAAAUGGUUUUCGCCAGGGGAAAUUUACUGUUCUGGUGGCAACUGAUGUUGCUUCUCGUGGUCUUGAUAUACCAAAUGUUGAUUUGAUUAUCCAUUAUGAAUUGCCAAAUGAUCCAGAGACUUUUGUUCAUCGUUCCGGGCGCACUGGACGAGCUGGGAAAGCAGGAAAUGCUAUCUUAAUGUUUACAACUAAUCAGCGAAGGACAGUUAAAUCACUUGAACGUGAUGUCGGAUGCAGAUUUGAGUUUAUUGGCCCUCCAACAAUGGAAGAAGUACUGGAUUCAUCUGCAGAGCAUGUCAUUGCUACCCUGCGAGGUGUGCACCCCGAGUCCAUUCAAUACUUUGUUCCAGCAGCUGAGAGACUAAGGGAAGAACUAGGACCCAAUGCUCUUGCUUCUGCAUUGGCACAUCUGAGUGGAUUUUCUCAGCCACCUUCUUCACGUUCUCUGAUCAGCCAUGAACAGGGAUCGGUGACAUUGCAACUAAUCAGGGAUCCGGAAUAUGCAAGAGGUUUCUUUUCUCCUAGAUCUGUCACCGGUUUUCUAUCUGAUGUUUCUCCAGCUGCUGCUGAUGAGGUUGGAAAAAUAUACCUAAUAGCAGAUGAGCGGGUCCAAGGAGCAGUCUUUGAUUUACCCGAGGAGAUUGCAAAGGAUUUGCUUAGUAUGGAACUGCCCACAGGAAACACCUUAAGCAAAGUAACAAAGCUGCCAGCGUUGCAAGAUGAUGGCCCUGCUACUGAUUCUUAUGGUCGAUUCUCAAACUCGGACCGGGGUUCUAGGAACCGAAGGGGGUCCAGGGGCGGUUUUGGCGGGGCCCCAAGAGGCCGUGGUGGUUGGGACUCCGAUGGUGAAGGAUUUCGUCGUGGUGGCAGGACCUCCAAACCUGACAACGAUAUCUGGUCAGAUGAUGACUUUUCAGGUGGUGCCAGAAGAUCCUCCGGUGGCCGUUCAUCAUCCUCUGGUGGCCGCUCAUCUUAUGGUGGGCGUGGUGGCUCAUCAUCCUUCGGUGAACGAUCAUCGUCAUUUGGUGACCGCUCAUCAUCUUAUGGUGGCCGUGGCGGUGGCUCAUCCUUUGGCAGCAGGGACAGAAGCUUCAGUGGUGCUUGCUUCACAUGUGGACAAUCAGGGCACAGAGCAUCAGACUGCCCAAACAAGUAGACAGUGCGGACAACGCACAGCUUGCCUGCAGCAUGGGGUUGCUCCAUCUGGGCCUGAUCAGUUUCUCCAACAAGCGGCUGGACAGUUGAACAGAACGCCAAGGAACACUCGAAGAUUGGCCUCCCUGUUGAUCUGAUCUACACAUGCCUGACGAUGGAUGGUGCAAUACAUACAGUUUUUGUGUGGUCGAGGAAGAUUUUUUGCAUGCUGCUGAGUGCUGACCCACCGUAGGAGAGCCGAGCCUUCUGUUAAGUUAUUCGUGUAAUAGGGUAUAAUAGGGACGCUGUUUUUCUUUUUAAAUUUUGUUGCUGCCACUUGUUGGACUUCACGAUAGAAUGUAUGUUAACACUACAUGAACCUUGUAAAGUUCUACAGAACCAAAAAUAUUCAGAACUAUUCACCGUCAGUUAUUUAGAA